UCAUCCCGUGGUUCACGGCAUCUACAUCAAUCAUGAGUCGCAGUGGUCGUAGUACCUUCAUGUCCGAUGACAAGCGAUCAGAUAAAGACAAACUUGUCGUUAAGAAUGCUGACAUGUCUGAUGAAGAUCAAGAGGAUGCCGUAUCAGUGGCGCAGGAAGCGUUCGAGAAGUUUACCGUCGAGAAGGACAUCGCCGCCCAUAUCAAGAAAGAAUUCGAUAAGACCCACGAACCGACCUGGCACUGCAUCGUCGGGCGCAACUACGGCAGCUACGUCACGCACGAGAAAGGCGGUUUCAUCUACUUUUACAUCGGUCAGAAAGCGAUCCUUCUCUUCAAAUCAGGCUAGGGACAAACAAAAUCAGCGAAAUAGAAUCAAAUAGCUGGAAUCAUUUUAGGU
This is a messenger RNA of Lytechinus variegatus (green sea urchin), 398 nucleotides long. RefSeq names its product dynein light chain 1, cytoplasmic-like. Gene Ontology annotation, cellular component: dynein complex. Gene Ontology annotation, molecular function: dynein intermediate chain binding; dynein light intermediate chain binding. Lineage: Eukaryota; Metazoa; Echinodermata; Echinoidea; Temnopleuroida; Toxopneustidae. The transcript is spliced from 2 exons. Bases 33 to 347 code for a protein of 104 amino acids. The record is from RefSeq and is a predicted model, not a curated record. Gene Ontology annotation, biological process: microtubule-based process.